CAUACAUCCAUGACGAGGUAACCGCCCGAUACAAGGGACAAAGAAGCAGGAUAAAUGAGAGCCUUCCGGAGCCAAACACGGUUUGUCCCUGGCGCAGCCCAUGUCACGUUCACCUGAAGCCACCACUCAGAGUCCAACCACUCAAAAUCCACGCAAGCGCCCACGCUCCGAUUCUGCUCAGUCCGAGGCGCAUGAGCACGAAAAUACGAUCAGCAUCGGUUAUUUCACCCUUGAAUUCAUUCGCGCAUACCACACCGUCUUGCGAACCUUGAACCUUGAACUGGACAGUCUCAGCAAUCCGGCGGACUUCUCCUCACUUCUUUUCCCCUCACUCCUGAAGUCGACCGUGCCCUCCUUGGACAAGGAGAGGAAUGUCUAUUCGUAUAGGCAUGUGGGAACUAGGACUGUGAGGAUCGUUUACGAUUCUUUCCAACGAUUAGAACGGCAGACGUCUUCCGUCCUGCCGCUAGUGGGAACGUUAGGAUGUGGGAAGACGCACCUGCUCGCAGUUUUGGCUAGUUUCCUGUUCACGAAGGGCAUGCCAAUAAUUUUCCUGCCGCAUGCGGACACCCUCGAACAUGACUCUCUGCACUGGCUGAAAUUGGCAUUCGCACUCGCUUUCGCUGACAUCGAGGGUGCUGUCGAACGAAUCGCAGGUCUCCAAUCUCUAAACGAUUUAAUUCUAUUCUCUCGAAACAAUUCAAAACAGCUGUACUUCUUGGUGGAUGGAUUCGACCUGGUGGCGGACGAUCUGAAAGCUACCAUUUACUCGUUGGUGUCAAACCACUUCUUGGUCUAUACAACAUACCAACUCGCUGGGCGCAUUUCACUUUCGAUUCGUCUCCCGUCAAAAUUUUCUGAGCAAGAUGCCUGGAAAUGGAUGGAACAUUACGAGAACGAUUUCCCCUCCUCGAUGACCAUGCAAAACCGAUUAUUCCUCAAAUAUAUCACGGGAGGGAUCCCCGCUCACCUGCAGGCGAUGCGCGAAUUUCGGGGACAAGCCUUCAAGGAGAUCGUCAGCAAGUUCCGGCAAUGCCAUAAAAUGCAGGCCUUGGCUGAUGACGUGACGGCUUUUCAUUCGCGGAUGGAGUCGCUCAAGUCUGCAGACAGAAAACGCUACCUACAGCUAGUCACCGCGUGCCUGACCGACACCAUCCCAGAAAUUCGACACGGGUCUCAUCCGACGCUGUAUGAUCCGCGUUACUUUUGCUUCGACGACGAAGGCCGAGGUUGUUGUGCGAGCGGUCUGGCACGUGACAUCAUGAUCAACCUGCUCUACGCAGAGGACAUGAGCCUUUUCACGUCGGAUUCGUGGUACUCGAGUGUCCGAAGUGCUUGUGGACUCAUCCGUGACUCGUCUAUUGUUCAGAUCUGUCUCAGUCGCAUCGCUCUCAGCGGUCUGUUCCAUGCCGAUGCGAAUGGGACUGCCAUGAGAAUCAGCACCUUCCGGGAGACCCCUGCCUUCGGCUGGAUGUUCGAAGAAGCGCGGAAGAAUCCUAGGGGCACUUCCUCCUUUCUCUGCAUACCUGGACCGGAUACCUGCAGAUUCUUCACAGCAGUGAUCGUCCGAAUCAAUCCCGUGGAUAAGACCGCCUGUUGCGAGUGACCGCAGAUUCACUCGUAACUGGAGUUUUGACAGAACCUGUCAAAUAGGCUCAUAGGGACCGGCGCCGGCGUAUGGACGCGGCGUCUCGACGCAAAGGGUUUUUUCCUCAGUACUGUCACUACGUACUGAGGUAAGCCCAGCGCUCGUUUCUAGUAUCGAGGACGCCGGACUAAUAGCACACCGUAGUAUAUACUUACACGGUGUCUAGGUAUCCUCAUCUCACCUGAGUACUGUCACUACGUACUGAGUAUAUACUUACACGGUGUCUAGGUUCUAACAGGUUAUGGGCAGCUGCAACUGAGAGCCACUGGAAGACACACGAGUAACAGCCCCUCACACACACAACACAAACCAAGAUGCCACUCGAGGUCAUCAAGGCAAAACCGGUCAGCGGAUUGACAGUUCUGGACUUCGAGAAAAAGAACUAUGUACCGUGGGCAGAAGCAGCCGAAGACGCAUUCAUGUACGCUGGCAUAAGCGACUACGUACAGGGCCUCGUAUCGAGACCACCAGCGGCACAUGCAGACGAAGCAACCUGGGUUAAGAACGACAAGCUAGCGCAAGCUGGGAUCAGAAUGCACAUCUCGGACACCGAACGGGCUUACCUCCGGGACAACUGCACAAUCACCUCCGCAAACGAUAUCUGGAAGAAACUUCGCGAACGCCAUCGUCAAAAAGCCGCAACGCAAACCUCACUACUUGAAGACGCACUUCGAAUCCGCAUACACAGGGACGCAAGCAUGCUCGACAACGCCACUGCCAUACGUAACGCGUGCAAGCAGAUCUUCGAGAUAGGACCACUCGAUGCAGACAAACUCGCCCUCGCCAUCCUCCUCAGCGCCCUAACGGGAGAACCGCUAAGACACAUUCGCACAAAGUAUGAGGACGACUCAAACGCUAAACCGGCACAGAUAGUCCACAUGCUAGAGAAAGAGAAGAUCCGUCUAGAGGAGGAGCUCAAGCAUCAAGCGGAGGAGGAGGAACGUGCAAACAGCGCACGAGCAAGCACACAGAAGCCGACAGCAAGUGGUCGCUGCAUCACAUGCAAAGGCCCACACAGAACAGACGAGUGCUGGGCCAAAGGCGGUGCAAUGGAGGGACGGCGAGACGAGGUACUGAAGAAACGCGAAGCAAGACGGGCAGGCAGAGACCAGAGGACACCAACCGCCCCGACCACCUCCACGGGACGUCGGAUCGCACUGAAAGGGGCAGACGGGAAACUCGUGUACUUCACGAUGGUCGAAAGCCCCACAGAGGAAAACAUUGCUGCAUCAGCAUUGACCAUGCACAGAAGCCCAGAAGACGAACUCACCUCCAAUGAAGAGCUGGAAGAACUCUACAGCGCGUAUCCAUCUCGACCCCGCAGCACCUCGAACGCAUCAUCAGAGUACUCAAUGUUAGCCAGGGACGACAAGCGCGCACUAGCGAUCAGCACGUCCGGGAUAUUCGCAGCAGAUUCUGGAGCAACGACACACAUAUCGCCCGAAAGGUCCGACUUCUUGACGUUCGAAGAGAUUCAUCCACGGAAGAUCUUCGGGGUCGAUGGCAACUUCAUUGUGGCAACGGGGCAAGGGGACAUACAUAUUCAGCACCCAAACGGGGCCAUUCUCGUCCUCAGGAAAGCUUUAUACGUCCCACGUGCUGCGUUACGGUUAGCAUCAAUCGGAUGCAUCACAGAUGCAGGGCUCACCGUCACCUUCGACAACACUUUGUUCUCUAUCACCGACCAAGCCGCAACCACCCUUGCAACCGGAACUAGACACAAGGCGAAGCUCUACACCUUGGACGGACACAUUCUCACAUCGCAUCACACAGCGGCCAACGCGUCAAACACUAAGCCGACAGCAGCUAGCCUCGAAGUAUGGCAUCGUCGCCUUGGCCACAUAGGAUGGUCAACGAUUCGCCGCAUGGCUGAGAAGGGCAUGGCAACAGGCUAAACGGCCAGUCCCCAAGAUGCGGAGCGGUGCAAGGUCGAAGAGGAAACUGGGAGUAGUCUAUAUAGACCUCACCGGACCAGAAGCCAUUACCUCCGUGCGACACAAUAAAUAUUCAAUGCAGCUGGUCGAUGAAUACUCCGAUAUG
Messenger RNA from Mycena citricolor, 3688 nucleotides. The record is from the annotation of a GenBank genome assembly. NCBI's taxonomy places the organism in Eukaryota, Fungi, Basidiomycota, Agaricomycetes, Agaricales, Mycenaceae.